AGCAGACGCUGCUAGACCGGCCGUCUGUUCCACGCGUCGGAACCUGCUUUUGGGGCAUGAGCAGAGGUCAGCACGCCGAGGCGACAAGUUUUUUAUAGAGAUUGAUGGAAGCAGAAACCAAAACUCUUCCCCUGGAAAAUGCAUCCAUCCUUUCAGAGGGCUCUCUACAGGAAGGGCACCGAUUAUGGAUUGGCAACCUGGACCCCAAAAUCACGGAAUACCACCUCCUUAAGCUCCUCCAGAAGUUCGGGAAGGUGAAGCAGUUUGACUUCCUCUUCCACAAAUCAGGUGCUUUGGAAGGACAACCUCGAGGUUACUGUUUUGUUAACUUUGAAACUAAACAGGAAGCAGAGCAAGCCAUCCAGUGUCUCAAUGGCAAACUGGCGCUGUCUAAGAAGCUGGUGGUACGAUGGGCACAUGCCCAAAUAAAGAGAUACGAUCAUAACAAGAAUGAUAAGAUUCUUCCAAUCAGCCUCGAGCCAUCCUCAAGCACUGAGCCCACGCAGUCCAACCUAAGUGUCACUGCCAAGAUAAAAGCCAUUGAAGCAAAACUCAAAAUGAUGGCAGAAAAUCCUGAUGCAGAGUACCCAGCAGCACCUGUUUAUUCCUACUUUAAACCACCAGAUAAAAAAAGGACUACUCCUUAUUCUAGAACAGCAUGGAAAUCUCGAAGAUGAUGGUUGUGAAUUACUGUAACAGCAAAAGCAUAUUAAUCUCUACACCUGACCUCUUCUGCCUUUGUAUUUUGUAUAUGUGAAUGGUACUAUCCAACAGACCACAAUCACAUGUUAGUUUGGUAACAUAAUGUUUUUGGAUGUUCUUAUGGAUGUGUCUUCUCUGAACUAUGUGUGAAAUUGAGCAGAAUCCAGAAUAAAUAGAAUUGUGUCCAAAAUUGUGAUUUGAACACUGAGUUGCUCUAGUUGGCUGGUCUGUUUGAAUUUGUAACUCCAGAAACUUUAUAUAAUGUGCCAGAGAGAAAGGCAAAUGUACAAAAUGUUAUUUAAAUCAAAACUAAAUUGAUUGACAUCAAUUUUUAAAAAAUACAGCACUUUUCUUGCACGUGUCUUUUACAACAUAAAGAAAAAGGGACAAAGAGGGGAAGUGAGAGACAGAUCUUUAAUUGUGUUUAGAAUUGCUGUUGGAGACUUUACUAUGGAACUCCCUCCAGCUGGACUAAAAAAUAGAGUUCUUGGCAAAAGAGCUGAUCCUUUGAGCAAAUGUAGUAAUCUGCUUAAGAAUUACGCUUAUUGUUUCAAAAGCCCAAUUAGGAAAACAUGGUAUAUAUCUUAAACUUGUUUGUGUCAACAAACUGUAGAAUCAAGUUUAGUAUUUUUACCACAACAGAAGUUCUGUUUGGCAACUUAACUUUUAUUCCAUAGUGAUCAUUUUUUUAAAAAUCUAAACAACCCUUCCUUCUAUAAUAACAAAAUGGUGUUACUAACACAGGACUUUUUAAAUUGCACUUACUGCAUGAGAUUGUUUUUAGCAUGAGAUUGUUCUCUUUGGAAUUACAUCGUGAUCGAUUUCAAAAAAAAUUUCUUUGAAAACUGAAAUAUUGCUACACUGGUCACUAUGAGACAUUUACUUUGUAAUAAUAAUGCGGGGAUUUGGUGGAAGAGGUUAAAUGAUCUUAUGCAGGGUGAGAGGGGAACGUGGACCAAGCACAAUUAGUGGAGCAGGCACGACUCUGGCACCAAUAUUGUAAUCACCUCGUGCUUCAUGUAGUUCAGUGAUGGUGAACCUUUUAGAGCCUUCAGUGACGCACAGCUGGCUGCCGCAUGCUUGCCAAAGGUUCGCCACCACCGAUGUAGUUUUAAAAGACUGCAUGCCUUGAAAAUGAUCCUUCAUUCAUAGGAUAUUCUCCCUAGGUAUUUUUGGCACUCUGAACCUUUAAAUACAACAGUAGAGAGUGAUACAUAAACUGACAGAUUUGGGGGUGUUUCUUCAACACAGUUUUGAUCGUUUUAGUGCCAGCCCUGACAGGCUGUUUCACUGAGCAGGACCUUUGCUCCUUUAGUAGGCAGAUCACUUUAGUAUUUACUCCAGGUGCCAUUCACAGUGAUUAGAGAGUAUUUAUCAUUACUGUUCCUGGCUUUCAUUAUAGGAACUUAGGUCUUCCUGUGAGUAUAAAUGAAGUUAAAACACUUGAAUUGAAACUUUAGCAUAGUGAGGUUUUAGAAUCCACAGAGACAUUCUUACCACUUUUCCCAAAGUGAGUCUUUUUAGCUAUCCAGAUAACACUCUCCUUUUAUUAGCUGUGUGUGUCUGUGAUGCAAGUAACUCUCUUUCCAUUUAGGGCUUAGUUUAGGAAAGUGGGAGUGCUAUCUCCCAUUUUUCUGGUGACUUCUUUGAGUAUAGAAUUCACCAUUUUAUCCUUAAGUCCUCAAAGGAGUGUGGUGGAGUAGAACUUAAUGCAAAUAGCCUUCUAUUUUUAAUAGGAAUUUAGAAAACACUUAGGACUGUAUAGAGUUGUUUUCUUUAGAAACUAUUUAUUUGUAUUUAAAGCAAUGUUUUUUUAUUUGUACC
Messenger RNA from Fukomys damarensis (Damara mole-rat), 2526 nucleotides. It is a transcript of the gene Rbm18, whose product is annotated as RNA binding motif protein 18. The transcript has 6 exons. Lineage: Eukaryota; Metazoa; Chordata; Mammalia; Rodentia; Bathyergidae. The record is from RefSeq and is a predicted model, not a curated record. Gene Ontology annotation, molecular function: RNA binding. Bases 105 to 677 code for a protein of 190 amino acids.